AUGGUACAUCGGGGUAUUCACCAUUUCCCUCAAGAAUUAUCUAUAGUCUCUGGAGGGUCUAUUCAACUAAAUUCUAAUUUAAUUUCUGCCUCUCAUUCAACACUUGAUGAUUCCUCUAUUUAUUUUAAUAUUAUUCAAAACCCUCAAAAUGGAAUUAGAAUUAUUUUAAAAGAAGAUUCUUCCUCCUUAUCUUCAUUUUCUUCACUUGUUAAUUUUACUCAAAAACAAAUAAAUGAAGGAUCUAUUUGGUUAGAACACACUCCAAUAAAUGAGAAACAAUCUUGGGAUGUUGUUGGCCAUUCCCUCGUAUUAAUUAUCAGAAUUGAGCCUUUAGCUCUUCAAUUACGCAAUUUCACUGAUAUUACUUACAUUCAGGGGAAAAAUUAUGUUAUUUUAAAUAGAUCCCAUUUGGGUGCAGAAUCGAAUGGAGAUAGGUCUAGAAUUUAUUAUAAUAUUACAAAAUCCCCAGAGAAUGGGACUUUUUAUUGGGUAAAUGGAGAAAAAGAAUUAAAUGGAUUUACUCAAUUAAAUAUUGACAAUAAUGAAGUUUUGUAUUCACAAAUGAAUAUGAAUUCAUAUCAAGAUUCCUUUGAAUUUAUAUUAAGUAAUGAUGAAUUAGAAUUACUUCCUAAAAAAGCAAUUAUUAAAGUUUUACCUAUAUUUAAACCUCCAACAUUUGUUAUAAAUUCGAGAACAAUUUUACAACUUGGACUUUCACAUCUUAAUGCUAGUGAACUUGAAGGCUCCUCACCUCGUUAUUUAAUUUUGCCUGAUGGAGUGCCUAGGGAUGGAAGGUUUUUUGUCCAUCCACACUCCAAUGAAUCUACUUUAUUUUUUACACACGAUGAUAUAGUUAACGGACGAUUAUAUUUUCAUGCCUUUGAUGUUAAAUAUAGAACUGUUAAUAAUGUCAUUCUUGAACUUAGAUCGGACAGAGUCCAGCCAGCAUUAAUUCAUUGGCCAAUAAUUAUACGUCCAUCAGAUAACAUAGAUACAGUAAAUGAAAUCCAAUCUGGAAUAGUUGAAGAAGAAAGGGAACAUCAAUAUAAAUCCCAACCAAAACAACAAAACCAAAAAACUUUCCUAGACAAUCAAAUAAUUCCCCCUCCCCCACCCGACAUGAAUUACCAUUUUCCGGUUUGUUUUUCUUCUUCUUAA
Meloidogyne enterolobii is the source of this 1158-nucleotide messenger RNA. The record is from the annotation of a GenBank genome assembly. NCBI's taxonomy places the organism in Eukaryota, Metazoa, Nematoda, Chromadorea, Rhabditida, Meloidogynidae.